Molecule: messenger RNA, 342 nt
Organism: Aphanomyces astaci
Lineage: Eukaryota; Oomycota; Saprolegniomycetes; Saprolegniales; Verrucalvaceae
Exons: 2
Coding region: 1-342 (113 amino acids)
Source: RefSeq, a predicted model, not a curated record
AUGCAGUACAUCUCCGUUGAAUGCGUGGCCACCAACAUGGGGGCCACACAACGCCCGUGCCCCUUGUUCGAGAACAACGUCAUGUCGUGGUCUGCGAUCAAUCUCCUGUGGCGGCCAUGUUCAACCCGUCGACAAGCUUAUCCAGAGCUCAAAUUCAAACGGUCGGAUGACCCUUCACCGCAGUACGCAACGAACGCCUUGCUGGAUUGUGCUGCGAGUGAAGGGGUCCUCGCCGUGGACCUCAAGUAUCGGGUGUGGAAUCCUCAGUACAGUCGGUUUCUGCACUUAGAUUGGAAUUGUUGUCGAGGGGCACCCACGGACGAUGCCAUGUGUGGUCGCUGA